Gongylonema pulchrum is the source of this 527-nucleotide messenger RNA. The record is from the annotation of a GenBank genome assembly. NCBI's taxonomy places the organism in Eukaryota, Metazoa, Nematoda, Chromadorea, Rhabditida, Gongylonematidae.
AUGCGGGAUCUACCUACGAAUGCCAGUGAACUAGCAGUUAGGGAGUUCCCCGAAAGUACCUUCCGUUCGGGUCGUUUUUUUGGUUUUGUGGACGGGCAUGGAGAGAUUGUUUGCUCAACAAGCGGUUUUCGCUAUAUUUUUGGUCCAGAAGCAAUCGAUUUGGGACCGUGCUGUGAUCCGUGCGAUGAAAACUGGCAACGAAUCCUAAAACAUGGAGAUAUUCUGAUGUUUCACGAAGGAUUUGAAUUCGUCUCCGAAAAUGGUCUUACGCGAACAGCGAGACGAGUAAUAAUUCCCGAAUCAUGCGAUGUUUGUUCUAAUUUUCUUGGUGUUGUUUUACGCGAGUAUCAUCCCAGUUCACGCAAGCGCCUUACUGCUGCAUUCUUCUGUCCUCCAUUUGGUAUUCUUACAUUGCACAAGCAUGCUUUUGGUUACAAUUCUGAUAAUAUCUGGCCGCCAAGGGUUGGCGCACGAUAUUGGGUUAAAUUGGAAGAGGUUAGUUUAUCAAGUAUCGCUUUAUUUUAGUU